GUAUUUUGCGACUGAGUAAGCUCCCGCGAGCUUUCGAAACCAAUGCGAGUGAUGUGCUAGAGGAGAAAAAGGAAGGCAGCAAGCAUUUUUGUCAAUGCAGGAUAGUGUAUAGUAACAUCCGCGGGGCCUUUCGCUGUUCCUAACAGACUGAACUGUUGAAGCAGUUUUUGAUCGGUGGACUGAAAAAUAUUCAAGAACUGAAGUAUUAGAAAUAAAAAAUGGUGCAUUUAGUGAAAAGAAUCUUUCCUGCCGUCUUCAUCCUGGUUGUUGUCCAGCGGAUACACGCGCAGACGGAUUAUUGUGACAAAACAUUGUGCAAGAACAACCUACCACACGUUGCCUGCGGUAAAGGCGAUACAUAUGGUCCAUUUUGUCCGGUGAACAGACAGCUAGUCCCAUUGUCGGAGGAGGUUAAAAAUUAUAUCCUAGAUCUGCACAACCAAUUUCGCAGUACGGUAGCAAGAGGCGAUGUUCCUGGAUAUGAACCGGCUUCACGGAUGCCGACAUUGGUUUGGAGCGAAGAGCUGCAGAAACUCGCCGAGUACAACGUGAAAACUUGUAUUUACGGUCACGAUUACUGCAGGAACACACCGGAUUUCCCACUAGUUGGCCAAAAUAUUGCAGCGAAUUCUUUCUAUGGAAUGGAGGUAACACCGCUGGAUACAAUGACGGAGCUGUUGUAUAGUUGGUACGGAGAGUACGAAAAUGGUAACAUGGGUUACAUCGACUCUUAUCCUUUGUUGGGACAAGAUCCACCAAAGGAUAUUGGCCAUUUCACGCAAAUCAUGAUGGAUAGGGCGGUAUCAAUAGGAUGUGCCAUGAUUGAGUAUACUCAAAACGAACAGGGCCAUGAUUGGGUGCAUCAAAAUUAUGUCUGCAACUAUUCCAACUCAAUCGCACGUGGGCACCCGGUGUACAUAAAAGGUCAACCGUGUGCUCGAUGCCAAACCGGAUGCAGUGAAACCUAUCCUGGACUGUGUAAUAUUGGCGAACAGGUGCCCCCAACAAAGACGUAGGCCCAUUUGAGGUGUGGCUUUCACAUAGUUUCAGUUGGUAUUCAAAAUGACAUAAUUAAUUUAUUUCAUUUUAUCCGUAUGCCCUAAGGACAACGAUAUAAAUUAUUUCGCAUCGAACGAGCAUCAUUGAA
This is a messenger RNA of Toxorhynchites rutilus septentrionalis, 1147 nucleotides long. RefSeq names its product antigen 5 like allergen Cul n 1-like. Bases 219 to 1016 code for a protein of 265 amino acids. Lineage: Eukaryota; Metazoa; Arthropoda; Insecta; Diptera; Culicidae. The transcript has 5 exons. The record is from RefSeq and is a predicted model, not a curated record.